CCAAAUUAAAGCGCGUAUUAUAACGAGAGCAUCAAGCCACCAACGCUAGACAAGUCGGAAACAAACGUAGAGGACGAUGGACGUUGUGGUGAGAAGGUCACCGGCAAUGGUGGUGAGGCCGUCGGCCGCGACGAGCGGCAGCGCCAUAAAGCUCUCGUCUUUCGACAGGCCUAAUGCCACGGUGCCGGUCACGGCGUUCCUGGUGUUCGAGAAUCCGAUCCGCGACGCCGCCAUGACCAUCAAGAGAGCACUCUCCCGAGCGUUGGUCACCUACUACCCUAUCUCCGGUCGUAUUGUUGCAGGGCCUGGCUGCGGCGGCGGCGAUGAUCACGACAAGGAGCUCUACAUCCAGUGCAGCGGCGAGGACGGCGUGGCAUUCGUCGCCGCGUCCACCAACCGUGCCUUUAAGGACGCCGAAUUCUUCACCAGAUCGCCUGACACGAGGGCGCCGCCGCUGGUGGAGGAGCUUGCCGUCUACUACCCGGCCGGGCAAUGCGGCACCGCCGACCCGUUGCUGCUGAUGCAAGUGACGGAGUUCUCCUGCGGCGGGUUCGUCGUGGGUGUGACCUGGAACCAUGGCGCCGCUGACGGCAAUGGGAUGGCCCAGUUCUUGCAGGCCGUCGGCGAACUCGCGCGCGGGUCGCCGUCGCCGUCCCUUGCUCCGGUCAGAUGGGACGAUUCGCUCCCCAGCUUCCCUCCGCCCACCAUCUUCCAAUCCUCCAAGCCGUUGGGCGGGGUCGUCUGCCUGGACAUCACCGUCCCCUCGAGCGCCAUCGACCGCAUCAGAGCGGAGUUCCACGAGCGCUCCGAUGGCCGACGUCAGACGUGCACCACGUUCGAGGCGGUCGCCGCCGUGCUAUGGAAGUGCCGCACUCGCGCGAUCGCCUCUAGCCCGGAUUCUCUGGCUUUGCUCUCCUUUGCAGCUAACGUGCGUAGGCAUGUGAACGCUAAGGAUGGCUACUACGGCAACUGCGUCGGGGCGGCGCUGGUGACGGCCACGGCCGGCACGGUGGCGAACGCGGAGGUCACCGACCUCGUCCAAAUGAUCAAGCGUGCCAAGGAUGGGGUGUAUGACUCGAUGUUCGCCAAGAACGACAACGACUACGACCUGGAUGAGAACCAGCUCGACGAGCUUCUGUACAACGCGCUCGUCCUGUCCUCGUGGCGGAACAUCGGCUUCGAGAAGGCUGACUUCGGCAGCGGGACGCCGAAGAGGGUGAUGUGCUACAUGCAGCCGUCGUUUGUGAGAUGGCCGAGUUGCAUGGUGAACCUGCCGUGCAAAGAGAAGAACGGGUCCAGUAGUGUGUAUUCGGCGUGUGUAAGGGAGAAGCACGCAGAUGCCUUCUUAGGCGAGCUAGCAAAGUUUAGAUGAUUUCAUGUGCGAGAUGUAAUAUGACUUAUAAUAGUCAUACUCCCUCUAUUUCAUGUACGUAAAAAAAUUAUGUAUCUAGAAAUAUCUCAAUGACAACAGAGGGAAUAAUCAGUUGAAGCUAUAGUGCAUCUGUAGCAAUUGUUGUAUGAUGUAUCAGUAGUUUGUUUAUCGUGCUCCUACAUUGUAAUAGAUAGUGCUCUGGAUAUGGAGGACCAA
Messenger RNA from Panicum virgatum (switchgrass), 1588 nucleotides. RefSeq names its product acyl transferase 15-like. NCBI's taxonomy places the organism in Eukaryota, Viridiplantae, Streptophyta, Magnoliopsida, Poales, Poaceae. The transcript has a single exon. The record is from RefSeq and is a predicted model, not a curated record. Bases 77 to 1372 code for a protein of 431 amino acids.